GCCGGUUUUAUCAGUUGUUUUUGUUUUUAAAAAAUUUAGCACGUGAAUUUUAUGAAAUUUUCUUUAUUUUUUGAUCGAUUUUUGUUCAAAAAAAUGAGAAUAAAUCGAGUACUGGACUAGACUUCGAAAUAAAGUAUUGUUUGGAGUGUGAUUUUACUAUUUUUGUUCGACCGUUUACGUUUUUUGAGCAGUCAUGAGCACCGAUUUUAGAGUACCGGUUGUAAACUGGAAUCACGGAACUCUGAACCCAGAGUAUGCUGACAAACUGGAGUGCGAGUUGUUGUCAGAUGUUGAAAAUCCGAAGAAACACAUCGCAAUUCUAGCCACCGAUAACUUGGGCCAUUCUUUCCUAAGUAAACGAGAUGAUACUCCGUAUUGCAAUAAUUUCAUAAUGAUUCGCAACAAAAAAACAGAUACUGUUCGAUUUUUUGCUACCGAUCAGUACCUAAUGCUUCCGUAUUGCGCUUCUGAGAAGAAGAAAUCGAAUUCUUUGGUGAAAAGUGAAGAUAAAACGUCCAAGUUGACGUCGGCCAUUGCUCUGAGUAAAGUUAUGGGUUCGAAGAGGAAUAAACGAAAAAUUUUAGAGAUGGAGAAAACCGAUUUUAAAGUUGAUAAUAUCGAAAAGAAAUUGGAAAAGGCUAUCAAAGAAGAGAAAAUAAACAUCGAAGAAGACGUGAAACCAGUCGUACUUACGAACGCAGAUAUUCUACCGCCUUGUAAUCGAGCUGCCGAGUCGGUCGAAUCUGUAUACGAUGUUCGUGAACUCAUGUCUUCGGAGCUAUUGAGCAGUUUAGAAACCAUUGCUAAAGAAGUUAUAAAUUAUAGUUCGGAACAGUUAUCAGAAGACACGAGAUUUACGAAAUUCUUCACCUCUCUGCUGGGUAAAAUCGAUAAAAAAAGCCUUAUAAAAGUGAAAAUGCUGUUAUUCGUUGACGCAUUGCUGCAGUUUUUGAGUUUCCCAGCUCGUGGAUUCAGAAGUAAAAAUCUGAUUAUGUGUCCGUAUUCGGCCGUGUUGAAUGAGAAAUUAAUCGGCGAUUUUUGCGCUUCUGCGUUAGGUGGAAAGUUAACUCGACCUCAAUCUAUGCGUGAUAAAGCGUUUUGCUAUAUUCUCGUAUUGUUACUCCUGAUCUACGAUUUUACCGCCAAUAUCAGCGUGUUAUCGAGUCAUAUUUCACAUUCGGAAUAUACGAAGUUACCCAAACUGAUGAGAGCAGUUGGAGCUCGAUCUGUUAAUAAAUCAGCGGUGGAAUUUUGUUUGAAACUUCCUUUGGCAGAGUUGUCAGCUUUCGUUGGACGGAAAUCUACGGGGAAGAGUAGAUAAAAAGCGAAUGAGAGGAUAAGUUUUUUUUUGUCGAAAUAAGUAUUUAUUGUUUUGUUUUUUCUUUGAUAUAAAUAAUUUUGAAAAUAUGA
Messenger RNA from Planococcus citri (citrus mealybug), 1410 nucleotides. RefSeq lists its product as uncharacterized. The record is from RefSeq and is a predicted model, not a curated record. The transcript has 7 exons. Gene Ontology annotation, cellular component: RNA polymerase I complex. Lineage: Eukaryota; Metazoa; Arthropoda; Insecta; Hemiptera; Pseudococcidae. Gene Ontology annotation, biological process: DNA-templated transcription; RNA polymerase I preinitiation complex assembly; transcription elongation by RNA polymerase I. Gene Ontology annotation, molecular function: DNA binding. The coding region runs from base 194 to 1321 and encodes 375 amino acids.